GAAAUUCAACCGGUAAGGGUGACGGGUAAGCAUGUCUUUUCUCUGUUUGCUCAGCGGCGAUCUCGACACCACUCCUCGCGUCACUGCUCCUCCUCCUCCACCACCACCACCUCGAUGCCGCGAUGGCGGCGCGGCCGCUCGCUCCGGCGAACCCUCCUCGUGCCCGCCGUCUCCGCCGCCGCGCUCCUGCUUCUCCUCCUCCUCCUCCACGCCCACGGCCCUCAGCUCCCGUCGUCUUCGACCACCCGGCCCUCCCCCUCGUGGGGCGAGCUCGCCGCGAGGGGUUCGGAGGACGGGGAGGCGGCGGCGGACGGAGGAGGGGGCGCCUCCUCCUCCAGGGCCACGUGCGCGACGGUGGAGACGAUGGGGGAGGAGGCCGCGGGGCGGGGAGAGGCCGAGGCGGCCAGCCUCCGGGUCCGCGGCCUCAUCCGCCGCCACUUCCUGCUCCACGGGGCUGCAAGAGUUAGAGAGCUUCCUCCAUAUGAGUUCUGCAAGCAAGGAUUUGUGUUGGGGAAAUCCUCUGAAGCUGGGUUUGGUAAUGAGAUGUACAAGAUUUUGACAGCAGCAGCACUGAGUAUUAUGUUGAACCGGUCUCUCAUCAUUGGGCAAACCAGGGGGUUAUAUCCUUUUGGAGAGUACAUUUCUUACACCAAUCAUUCAUUCACUAUUGGAGAAGUAAAGCAUUUAUGGAGGAAACAUCAUUGCGGUAGAAAAUAUGGUAGAGAUCUGAACAUGAGGGUCGACAAUUUUGAACACCCAACAGAGACAAAUGUACUUUGUAGUGACUGGAAUAGCUGGAAAGAUCCAAUCAUCUGGUUUGAUGGAACUACAGAUGCAGUUGGGAUCCAAUUUUUUCUGAAGAAUGUUCAUCCUAGGAUGAAAACAGCUGCUUCAUUGCUCUUUGGAUCAGCGAGCUCAUUACAUGCGAGACCUAAUACAUUUGGUGAACUUAUGCAAGUUAUCAUAUCUCCUUCACAGACAGUUUUAAAGGCAGUUCAGUGGGUUUUAAAGGGCUCCAGUCCUGAUGUUGUAUUGCACAUGCGCAUGAUGACAAAUAGGCCAGUUCGAGCAAGAAAAGCUGCAGUUAAUUGUAUUAAGAGAGCUAUAGAGAUUUGUCACUUGAAGGGUACACCUCGGGUGGCAGUAAUUUCAGAUACACCAGGCUUUGCCAAGGAUAUAAAGCAAGACAUCAGCGAGUUUGCUGAGGUGAUUUAUUUUGAUCACAAAAAGUUCUCCAAGAAUUUUGAUCUAGAGACAACUGGAACUGAUAAGACUUUGGAUUCUCGUUCAAGAGACUGGGGUUCAGCUCCUAGGUGGGCAGCAUUUGUUGAUUUCUUUCUAGCUUCCCAAGCCAGAUAUGCAGUGGUCACUGGAGCACACCGCCGUGUGGGGACAACCUAUGCACAACUCAUCGCAGCAUUGGCUGCAGCUAAUAGAUUUGGUCAUGGUCAUCAGUCUCCAGGUGCAAACUUCACAUUCUUAAGCAGCGUCCACAGUAACUUACUGGUUGAGGGGCUCUCGUCACAGGUUGGCUGGGGCCAUAUCUGGAACAGAUAUGCUGGGCCCUUGAGCUGUCAACAUCAACAGCACCAAUGUGCCUUGACACCACUUCUUGCACCUGCUUGGUGGGAUGGGCAAUGGCAAAGCCCCAUUCCUAGAGAUGUGAGGAGAUUGCUGGAAUAUGGAGUUCAGCUAUCAAACACAGGGGAGGUAGAUGAGAGACGUCUCAUGUCAUAUUGCAGGUCAAGGAAAGAUCAUGUGAAAAGGUACCGUGUUCUUCCAUAGUACAGUAGUUCAAUGCAGUUAUAGAAGGUGAAUGAGAGUUUAAGACUUAUCAGGUCAUGCUCUUGCGGAGACUGCAGUUUUGCACUAGGCACUUACCCAGAAAGCUAGUAUAGGUUAGGAUGGUUAGGCCUUUUCACACCUGGCCAUGACACUAAUUUUUAGAGGUGCAUCUAAUGGUUCCAAUUUUGGUAGGCGUUGAGAACGUAUACCUGGAACUGUCAAUCUGUCAUAUAGGAAAGUUAUUUUAAAGAGGUGAGACUUUGUUUCAAGUCUUGUACAUCGUUGUUGUUGCUAUUAUGGUCUGACCAGAAUGCGAAAUCCUUUCUUCGAUGUUGUACUCAACUGGAAAAUUGCAAUACGCAAGUUUUGUAAUAUGCAAGUAGACAAGUAUUGUCUAGCACAAGUGUAGUAAACUGAGGUCUCUUGUAUUAUCCCUUUUUCACAUAUAGUUUAUGCAGAAGGGAUGCAUGUACUAGUAACUCUCUAGCUGAUGACCUGUGAAACUCAGCUGGGCAGUAUGAUCCCAAACUGUAGCACACAGCUUACCGUGUUUCUUUUCCCCUUAAGUUGAUAGAUGCAAUGAUGGCCCACAGUUUAGAACAACUUUCUUC
This is a messenger RNA of Oryza brachyantha (malo sina), 2396 nucleotides long. RefSeq lists its product as uncharacterized. The coding region runs from base 115 to 1785 and encodes 556 amino acids. Lineage: Eukaryota; Viridiplantae; Streptophyta; Magnoliopsida; Poales; Poaceae. The record is from RefSeq and is a predicted model, not a curated record. The transcript has 8 exons.